Messenger RNA from Leptonychotes weddellii (Weddell seal), 890 nucleotides. NCBI's taxonomy places the organism in Eukaryota, Metazoa, Chordata, Mammalia, Carnivora, Phocidae. The record is from RefSeq and is a predicted model, not a curated record.
AUGGACAUUGUUACUGAGGUUAUUGAGGAGCUGGAUGAGCUGCACUACCAGGACACAGAUUCAGAUGUGCCAGAGCAGAGGGACAACAAGUGCAAGGUCAAAUGGACCCACGAGGAGGACGAGCAGCUGAGGACCCUGGUCAGGCAGUUUGGACAGCAAGACUGGAAGUUCCUGGCCAGCCACUUCCCUAACCGCACCGACCAGCAGUGCCAGUACCGGUGGCUGAGGGUCUUGAAUCCAGACCUCGUCAAGGGGCCAUGGACCAAAGAGGAGGAUCAAAAGGUCAUUGAGCUGGUCAAGAAGUACGGCACGAAGCAAUGGACGCUGAUCGCCAAGCACCUGAAGGGCCGGCUGGGGAAGCAGUGCCGUGAGCGCUGGCACAACCACCUCAACCCUGAGGUGAAGAAGUCCUGCUGGACCGAGGAGGAGGACCGCAUCAUCUGUGAGGCCCACAAGGUGCUCGGCAACCGCUGGGCCGAGAUCGCCAAGAUGCUGCCAGGGAGGACAGACAAUGCUGUGAAGAAUCACUGGAACUCCACCAUCAAAAGGAAGGUGGACACGGGUGGCUUCCUUAGUGAGUCAAAAGACUGCAAGCCCCCUGUGUACUUGCUGCUGGAGCUCGAGGACAAGGAUGCUGGCCAGAGCGCCCGCCCUGUGGAGGAGCAGCUGUUCAUGACUUCCUGCCACAGGGUCUCCUGUGGGCUGCAUCUCCCUCACCAGGGCCCUUCCUUGUCCCGUAAUUCUGCAAAGACCUGACACUUGUCUGCCCGCAGGUGAAGGACGACAGAACAAGCUGACGUAGAAAAUGGAGGAUUGGGUUGAAGAGGUCCUACGCCUCCUCUGCCCUUAGCAAUAGCUUCCUUCCUACCUGUCGCCCUUGCCAGGCUUUU